CGCCUAGUUUGAUGUAGUGUGACUGUGGGCGGCGCACACCGUCAAGCGCAGCUCUCUCUCACCGUGUCUCGUUGAGGUCGUGGGUAGCAUUCGCACCGGGCGAGAGUCGCUAGCACAGUGUGGAGGGUGUUGACGCCAAAGGUUUACCGGAAUGAAACAAAUGUAAAUCAUUUCGCGCUGUGGGAGUGUUACCCCCUAUAAUUUCAUUUAACCUAUCACCCAUUCUCAGUAAACGCAAAGUAGAGAGAACAUGGAGGUUACCAGUUCAAGGAACGCUCUUUGGUUUGGUCAGCUCUUGCUUCUCUGUCAAAUAGCUGACCUGGUGCAGCAAGGAUAUGGCUUCAGAUCGCAGAAAAAAAUCAAUGACAACAUAGACUGGUCUUAUGCAGGAACUCUAAACCAAAUCAACUGGGCAAAGAAGUACCCAUCAUGCAACAAUGCCAAACAAUCACCCAUCAACAUCGACGAGAGCGUGGCACAGGUCAAAGUCCAGUUCCAGAAGCUAAACCUUCAGAGCUGGGAUCAGAUGACCUCCAGCAAGACAACAGUUAAGAACGACGGAAAGACUGUGGCCAUAGAUGUACAAGGAUAUUUCUUCAUCAGCGGAGGGGGCCUGAGAUCCACGUUUAGAGUGGGGAGGAUCACCUUCCACUGGGGCCGCUGCAACUCCACCUCAGACGGCUCAGAGCACAGCCUUAACGGCAUCAAGUUUCCUCUGGAGAUGCAGAUCUUCAGCUAUGAGGACAGACUCUAUACCUCCAUAGACCACGCCCUGAGGGAAGGAGGCAGAAUCACAGCCUUGGCUGUUAUGUUUGAGACAAGUGUUGAAGACAACGACAACUAUGCCGCUGUAAUAGAGGGAGUCAACAGUGUUAGCCGCUAUGGUAAGAGCAGUGAGGUUAGCCCCUUCUCCCUGCGGGGCCUACUGCCCAACACCACGGAGAAGUACUUCAUCUACAACGGCUCUCUCACCACGCCGCCCUGCGCAGAGACGGUGGAGUGGAUCGUCUUUAAGAACACUGUGGCCAUCUCUGACACACAGCUGGAGGCCUUCUGUGAGGUGAUGACCAUGCAACAGGCGGGGUAUGUCAUGCUGAUGGACUACCUGCAGAACAACUACAGGGAGCAGCAGGAGCAGUUCAUGGGCCAGGUGUUCUCCUCCUACACAGGCACGGAGGAGGUGCCUACACCCAUCUGCAGCUCCGAGCCAGAGAACGUCCUGGCGGAACCGCACAACUACACCAGUCUGCUGGUGAUCUGGGAGCGGCCACGAGCUGUGUAUGAUGCCAACAUUGACAAGUACUCCAUCAGCUACCGCCAGACACAGAGAGAUGACACGCCCGCCGUGGAGUACCUGACCGACGGAGACCAGGAUGUGGGAGCGAUCAUCCAGGACCUGAUGGCCAACACCAGCUAUAUGAUACAGGUUGUGGCUGUGUGCACCAAUGGUCUGUACGGCCGCAUGAGCGACCAGCUGAUCGUGGACAUGCCCCUGGAUGACCCCGAGAUAGACCCUGAUCCUGACGAACCAUUUGAAUUCGAUGAGGACUACCAUCCCAACACAUUUGGGGUCAAGCCCAGUCAUGUGCCUGUCAGAAUCACUACGACCUCACCCUCACAGACCACAACACCCAAGCAGUCCACCACCACCACCACCCCCCUCACCCCCCUCACUGUUCCUACUGCCCAAGGAGAGGUGCACAGGGGCCAGAGCUCUGCAGAUCCAUCCCCCCUAAAGCCCAGCGCCACCUUCAGCCCGGUCCCACCAGCAGGGGGCAGCAGCAGCAGCCCAGCAAACCCAGCCAGGGUGCCCGUUAGCGAGGUGUCCAGCUCUGGCACUCGUGCUUACUCCCCACUGACCACCUCCACUCCCACCCUGUCUGAAGUCACAUCUCCUACACCGGCCACUGCGGACGUCAGGGAAGCGGUUGUCCCGGUUACUGCUUCUGAGGGUUCCGGUGGCCGGUACACCACCGCGAGUCCGCUGGAGGUUCCAGUGGUGGUCACUCCCAUGGCCUCCUACCCUGACGUCUCUCUUCGGCCCACCAGUGGCAGCACAUAUCUCCCCACCACCGCCGCCACCACCACCGCCGCUCCUGCCUUCAGCCUGGUCCCCCUGAGGACCACCCAACCGGUCUUUAAUGGUGAGAGCACAGCUCCUGCAUCCCCCUCUAUGAUUGGCUCCUCUGCCACCUUCCCCUGCCUGCAUGCCACCCCUGUGUCUGAGUCCCCUCCCCCCAGUUCUGUGACAGUCUUGUCUGAGUCCCCCCCCAGUUCUGUGACAGUCUUGUCCAAGUCCCCCCCCAGUUCUGUGACAGUCUUGUCCGAGUCCCCCCCCAGUUCUGUGACAGUCUUGUCCGAGUCCCCCCCCAGUUCUGUGACAGUCUUGUCCCCUCCUCCCAGUUCAGUCUUGUCUGAGUCCCCCCCCAGUCUGGAGCUCUUGCAUGACCUCUCUGUGCCGCUGUCCCGUGACGUCACCGUCUCUGCCACCACCCUCUCCCCGUCACCCUUCAACCCCUACCCCCCUCCUUCCUCCCUCCUUGUGUCUCUCUGGGCAACAAACCAAGUCUCUAGUGGUAGUCGUGGUGAUGGUGAUGGUGAUGACACAGGUGAUGCUGUUAAUGAAGGUGAGGAUGAUAAUGAUGAAGCCUUGUCUACGGGUUCUGCAGCAGUGGCUCUGGGUGUUCCGCCAACAGCGUUGCGUGAGACUCUCCCACUCCACACGUUACCCGACCCCUCUACUAUGGGGUCCCAGUGGCCUGGGUCAGACCCCUCUACCAUGGGGUCCCAGUGGCCUGAGUCCGACCCCUCUACCAUGGGGUCCCAGUGGCCUGGGUCCGACCCCUCUACCUCCGCCUUUCCACUGAGCUCUCUCACCUCUCUCCAGCCGUCCCUCCCUGUCUCUCUGACGGAGGCCGUGUUGGGCUUCACUCCCUCUCUCUCUGUGGGUGUGGUGGAGUGGGUAGACUCCUCUGUGUUAGCUCCGUCUGCUACGAGGGGAGCCUCGGCGGGCGUCCUGCAUGCCCUCAGUGGGAGUUCUCUGCUGCAUGCCUCCUCUCUCUUCCAGCUGCUCUCCCGUCUCCCCGCUGGCGGCGACUCGAGUGGCCUGCUGCUCUCCUCCGGCACUAGUCCUCUAGAACCUCCAUGUCUGUCCUUCUCUUCAGCCUCCAGUGCUGAGACUGUGUGCAGCGGGGCCCCGCCGCCGUCUCUGCUGUCCAGUGCGGCUCCUCUCUGUGGCCCCCAGCCCUGUAGUGAUGUGCUUGUUUCUGUUGCAGCCACCAGCCCUGUGUUCAGCCAGACCCUCCCACCCCUGGGGCCCACCUCUGCACCCUUCACCCCCCCAACCCCGUCCCCCUCUGCCUCACCCUCUCAGGCCAGCUCUGGGGCCCCGCUGCCCACCGGGGGCCCGCUGGAGAGCAGCGCGUCUGGCUGGGCCCCUGUGGAUCAGGAGUGGGAGCGGGGCCAGGCGUCAGCCUCAGGUGAGGAGAGCACGCUGCCCCACACCCUCACCUCUGCUCCUCCUUCCCCCGCCGCCAUCCCCGGGGAGGCCGACCACAACGAGGAGGAGCACUCCUCCUCCUUCUACUUCGAGAGUGAGCGUGUGACAGAGAGUGCCGUCACCACGGUGAUGAGCAGGCAGUCUUGGGCCGUGGGGGUGGGGGAUGAGGAGAGUGGCUCGGGGCAGGAGAUCCUUACCGACAGCGAGACGUCCUCGGAUUUCAGCAUCCCCGAGCGAAUCGAGAGGGACUCAGAGGAGGAAGAGGAGGAUGAGGAGGAGGAGGAGCCUGUAGCAGGUAAAGAUCACGCAGCUCUGAACAGCACAGGUCCUCGUCUCAUCUCAAGAGGCCCCCCUGACCAAGGGGCAGUGCAGUCCGCCAGGUGAAGACGGCUACGUCCUGGUCAGACUGCUCCCCCUGUCCAGUGAAGCACAGAGAAAGACUCAGGAGCUUUUGGGUAACACAAAGCAACUAACCACCCAUCACUGUCUGCCUGAAAGACUUGUUUUAGGUCACCCCAUCUAACCCAUGGAGCCCUGCAGCAAGGUCCACAGGUCACAGGUCACAGGUCAC
Clupea harengus (Atlantic herring) is the source of this 4070-nucleotide messenger RNA. RefSeq names its product receptor-type tyrosine-protein phosphatase zeta-like (gene ptprz1a). Bases 251 to 3883 code for a protein of 1210 amino acids. Gene Ontology annotation, biological process: peptidyl-tyrosine dephosphorylation. The record is from RefSeq and is a predicted model, not a curated record. Lineage: Eukaryota; Metazoa; Chordata; Actinopteri; Clupeiformes; Clupeidae. Gene Ontology annotation, molecular function: protein binding; protein tyrosine phosphatase activity. The transcript has 12 exons.